UUCACGACACUUUUAUAUUCACGCAAUCUAACCCCAAAAAAAACCUGCACCCGGUAAAAUUGAGGGGUUCUCUCUAAGCUCGCAAUAACUUAAGUUUAGCAGCAAACGAAUAAAAUCAAGAGGCGUGACCUUCACAAUAACAAAACGUGAAUGUUGAGUGGCACUCUAAUGUGCAAUAGUAGCUUUGAAGAAAGAAGCCACGAUGAUGAAACUAAACAUUUAGAUUUAGGGGCUGUGGGAGGAGAGGAGCCGUGCGUGGAUGUCUGCUGCGGUACAAUGGGCGCAUUGUUCACGCGGAGUCGGGAAGGUGGAGGGAGGGGAGCGAUGGGGUCCAGGUGAGGAGACCCGAGGCUGAUGGAGCAGAGCAGCUGAACGCGAGCACCGGGAGGGGGACGUUCGCUCGCUCCGGGGCCCAGGGGCCUCUCUCUCUCCCUCCACCAUGACGCGGACACCGAGGUUGGCAAAGGAUCCCAGGCUGCCGAGGGACUUGUUGCGCAUCUUGGUGGUGUGCGUUCACAUCACGCGCCAAGGAGGCUGCGUUGCUGAUGGGGACUUCUACCCAUUCGGGUUGGAAGCAGGAGACAAGGAGACUCCCAAGUCCGACGAUGGCGGCUCUCCAGAAAUCCAUCUCUCAUCGCCCUUCACGUACUUUGGCAUCGUUUACCAUUCCCUCUACGUGAACAACAACGGAAUCGUGUCCUUCCGAGUCCCCGUGGGCCAGUUCACGCCGGAGGGCUUUCCCCUGGGCGACGGCCGCGCCUUCAUCGCCCCGUAUUGGGCCGACGUCCACAACGCCCUGGCCGGCUCCGUGUCAUACCGCGAGGCCCUCCCCGGGCCCCUGCUGGCCCGAGCGGCCGCCGACAUUCAGCGCGGCUACGGCUCCCUCUCCCGGCAGCCUCUCGCCUGGGGAUUCGUCGCGACCUGGAGCAACGUCACCUUUUAUGGUGGCAGCGAGAGGACGCCUAUUAAUUCCUUCCAGUUGCUGCUGGCCUCCAAUGGCAACGUGUCGUUCGUGAUGUUUAAUUACGGGGACAUCACUUGGACGACCGGAACGGCGAGCGGAGGGGACGCGCUGACCGGGCUUGGAGGAAAGCACGCGCAGGCCGGAUUCAACAGUGGCGAUGAGGGCCGAUACUUCACUCUCCCGGGCUCCCGCACUUUCGACAUCGUUCACGUGCAAAACACGAGCAACGUGAACAAGCCGGGGCGAUGGAUCUUCCGUGUCGACCAGCUGGAAGUGGACCCAGCGAAUGGAUGCAAUGUAAAUGGUCACUUCCACAGAUACGGAGAGAGGUUUUGGACGGACGAGGCUUGUUCGACCAAAUGCAGCUGUCUCGACAGCUUCGACGUCCUCGCCCAAGAUUCCGUGGCGUGCGUCGAGGAAGGCUGCGAGCCGCACGAGGCGUGCACGCCGGGGCCCGGGGCCGCCUUCUCGUGCCGCGCCACCUUCACCGCCGCCUGCGUCUUCUUCUCGGGCGCGCACGCGCGCACCUUCGAUGGCGCGCUGCUGCGAACCGGCGGCCGCAGCGACUGCAGCCACGGGCUUGUGCGCCUGUGCGACGAGGAGCAGGCGGCGGCGUUCAGCGUGGAGGUCGUCACCCGGAGAGGGGGACGAGGACGGGCGCUGUCCGACAUCACCCGCCUCACCGUCGUCGCGUCCGCUCUGCGCGUCGCGCUGAGCGCGGGGAACAGCGGUCACGUCAGGGUGAACGGGGUGGUGCGCUCGCUGCCAGCGCUGCUGGACAACGGCACGGUGCACGUCUACCCCAGUGGCUUCGGCAUCGCUUUAGACACCAGCUUCGGCUUGAAGGUCUCCUUCGUCUCAGACCACCUCGUCUUCGUAUCGUUGCCUGGGCGAUUCUUUAACAAGACCUGCGGAAUGUGUGGCAACUUCAACAACGACACCGCCGACGAUUUCCCGAGGGCGGAAUUUAAUUUGACCGCGGAUAACGAGAGGCGUUGCUCCGCGCCCUGCGCCGGCAAUUGCUGGGACUGCAAAAGCGAGAGCCAGAAAUGGUUUCCGAAGCAGCAGACGUGCGGGAUACUGAACCGGACAUCGGGCCCGUUCUUCGACUGUCACUCGGCGGUCGAGCCCGCUCCGUUCGUGACGAGCUGCCUGCUGGACGCCUGCCUCUCGGCGGGCGGCAAUGGCUCUCGGGGGGAGGUGGAGCAGCCCAGGGCGGUGUGCCGCGUUCUCGAAGCGUACGCUCUGCUCUGCCAGGCGCUGGGCGCGAGUCUUCAGCCAUGGCGCGUCCACACGCCGUGCGGUGAGAACGGCGCCCCGACCCUCCUCGGCAUCCCUGAGUCGUCCUUUCCCCACGAGAGCGAGUGGACACAGUGUGGCACGUCACACCCUGCAGGCUCCGCGUGCCCGGAGCGCGGCGUCUACGCUCUGUGCGGCAGCGCCUGUGCCGACUCGUGCGGCGACCGGACCGCCGCGGCACGCUGCGUGCGUCCGUGCCGCGAGUCGUGCCGAUGCCCCCGGGGCUCCGUCCUCGCCGAGGGCCGCUGCACCGACGCCGCCGAGGCGUGCGGCUGCGUGCACCGAGGCCUCUACUUCCGCGUCGGUCAGAGUCUCCCGCAGGACGCGGAAUGUAGCCGCAGCUGCACCUGCGGCUCCGGCGGGGAGGUGCGGUGCCAGGAGCUUCAGCAGUGUCCGCGCGAGGACGCCUGCCACGCGGACGCCGCCUCGGCGUGCACCCUGAGGCCCGAUUGGACUCUUACCACAUUUGAUGGCGUUUUGCUGAGGCUCCCAAAAUAUUCUGGAUUCAUGCUGACGAGGCUGUGUGAUUAUUCAACGCGUCCAGAUCAAAAUAUGGAUUUUCAAGUCGUCAUCAGUGGAAGAAACCAGCCUUCAGACCAACAAAAUACUGUCAGCGUUGACGUCAAUAUUUUGCACUAUACUCUCAAUAUAACACGCAGCAGAAGUGGGAUCUUGGUGCAGAUGGACGGUUCCCCGGUAUUGCUACCUCUUAGCUUGGGCGGUGGUAAUUUGCAGCUGUACGAAAUGGAGUCUGGCAUGACCGUUUCGGCCACCAAUGUGAAAUUACAAAUCACGUUUUCUGUCAGUGGCAACGUGGUGGUGUGCGCGGGAGAGAGGCUGCAGGGCCUGACGUGUGGAUUGUGCGGCAACUUCAACGGCAAUGCGGGCGACGACGCAUACACUCCUGAUGGGGUUGUUGCCGAUAACCUGGAGGAAUUCGUCUUCAGUUGGAGGCGAGGCAUCAUAACCUGCACGGAUUUCUGCAAGGAGUUCAAUGCCUCGUGUCUACUGGGCGAUCAGCACGGGGAGCAGGCUUGCCUCGUUCUGCUGGGGACCUCCCACAACCCCUUCGUGGCGUGCCACAGCACCGUCGACCCACGCCCGUUCCACCAACGAUGCCUGCGGGCGGCCUGCCUGUCCCCGCGCCCGCAGGCCGGGGUGUGCCGUGCGAUCGAGGCCUACGAGCUCGCGUGCGGCGGGAUCGGCGUCCGUGCCGAGUCGUGGCGUAACGCCACGUUCUGCCAUUACAAACCACAUUUGGAUCAGAUCAACGCGAGCAGCCCUCCCUCAGCGACCAGGAUGCCGGAGUCUAUGGUCAGAGAGGAGACCACGUCUGCUGCUGAAGUGGAGAGACCACCAGAACCAACAAACUUCAUCAUCACAGACUCGCUGGUGGUGGAGGUCUCGUGUUUCGCGUCGCACAUGGAGGUGGUGCUACCCAAGCUGGCGCUGUCGUGGCAUGGCUACAGCGUGAAGGAGAUUCACCUCAACGACGAGCGCUGCACCCCAAGCACCUCCCCCAGGGCCUUUAGGUGGCACCUCGUCGCGUCGUAUGGCGCCUGUGGAAACAUCAUGAGGUCCAACACUACACACGUGGCGUACGUCAACACCAUCCGAAUGCGCACGGCGAAACAUUUCGAAGAUGCGGUGGUGCGAGAGACGCUCGUCAAUGUGGAGUUCGCCUGCGCGUACGAGCGCGACAUCCGUGUGUCGCUGAACACCAUCAUACAGCCCAUGACGAGUGUGAUAAACAUGACCCUGCCCGUUAAGAAGGGAACGUUCGUGGCCAGGAUGUUGCUGUACGUCAACGCCAGCUACCAGUUCCCGUACGACGCCGGGGACCUGCUGCUGUCCACCCUGGACACCCUCUUCGUGGGGGUCGUCCUGAAAGACGAGGGCCUCGAGAUAUUUCCCGACAACGGUCGCACAAAAGCGCACUUGGUGCUCGUGCUCAACGAGUGCUGGGCCACGCCGGGACCCAGCCCUGCGGAUGACACGCGGUACACCAUCAUCCACCACGGGUGCACCAACCCACGGGACAGCACCGCGCAGGUGGAGGAGAACGCAGUGUCGCAGAAGUGCCGCUUCCACGUGAAGGUGUUCCGCUUCGUGGGGAACCAGACGGAGAUCCACCUGCACUGUGACGUCUCGCUGUGCGACGCCAUGGAGGCAGCGUGCUCCGUGAAAUGCCCCACAUCUCGCAUGCUGCCGACGUGGCAUUCCGAUGUGCCCACAGUUCCUGAACAAGUGCUGUCUAUUGGCCCUAUACGGCGCAGAGGUGCAAGCUCGCUAGGAGAGUGGUGUGGGCCUGACACAACUCUGCUGUGGGCUCUGUCUCUGCUUGCGCUCUGCUGUCUCCCAAGAGACUGAAUAUUUUCUUCGCUGGAGACAAUGCUUAAUUUAUGCUAUACACUUUACAUUACAAUUGUUACAUAUAUUAUUUUGCUGUGAUGGAAAGUACCUAGAAAUUUAUAAGAUUGGGUAAGGGAGAUGGAAAUAACAAAAUCAACGAAAACUGUUCUAAUCGACAAAGUUAAGUAUAUAUAUACGGUCUCCAAAUACACGUCACUCUCAAACAACACGUCUUAAGCCCAACACUAAUUAUAAUUAUUUUCUGAUUAUGCUCGUUUACGCAGGAAAGCCUUACUAAAUUCGUGACUCUUUUUCAAAAUGGUCCUGCCCAGUUAUCGCAGGAGGGAGUGAUGGUUGAUAUGGUACAUUCUAUUGGAGAUAAUUUACAGUGUAAUUUUUCAAAUGUGGCAAGUUUGGACCGUGAUGCCGGCACACAAAAGUUACUAUUUCGCGAAUGUCAUCAUGGGAUCGUUAACAUCCACUGUGAAGGAGAUGGAGCGUGGUAUAAGUUAGGUUAACAAACACAAAGUAUUAAUCAGGGCGGUUGCGAGAUUCAAACUGCAACAAAUGUCGAAUGCACUACCUCGGGGUCGCUUCAUCGCCCACGUUAUACUGAGAAUGCACCACACGGUUAUCUCUCGAUUGCAACGAGCGCGACUCUGCCUGGAAACUUCAGUUUGAAAUGUCGUGAUAUCAAAUAACGCACCGAGACCAAUGGAGGGGAGGGGGGGGGAGUGCUGGAUCCGCCACUGAACGGCACGGAGGAGAGUUUGUCUGUCAGAGCUUGUGAACAGUGAGGUUCUCUCCGAUGAUUCCGAAAUCCCAUGGGACGCCUGCUGAGACGUUGCCGCAGCACACCGGUGUCGAAGCACGGACGUAGAGAGCCGUGAGUGUUGCACAGCAAGGCGGUCAGGGGAGACCCCUGCCCAGGUGCCAGGGCCAGUGACAGAGAGAGAGCGCGGAGGCGUAAUUGGCAGCAACAUAAAAAGAGAUGCACCUUGGUACAAGAGGCAGACUGAAGUGGAGGAAGAGCGCUAAGAGGCUGAUUGCGCUAAGCGGGCCAUGGUCCCUGCCGAGUCGGGAAGGGGAACCGUGGGCGUGGGUGACGUAAGAUGCACGGUGUAGCAGGCGAGGAGUCGAGUUGUGUCGCGCAAGUACUCUCAGCGAGGACCUGUCAAGUCCGGCACGGCACGCGAGGUGGUGGGUGGCCAGCACCACGCUCGGCCGCCUUUGUCUCACCAGUGGCCAUGUUUACACACCACACCAGGUACGAAGUUGAGUCGACCUAGGGGAAGCCCAGGACCAGUUCAGAUAAUCGUCAGUGGUGUUGGCCAUGAGCAGGAAUUGAACUCGGGCCGUUGGAUUCAUAGCAUCACGCGCUAACCACUGCACCACCGUUCCCCUUCAGGGUUAUGUACACACAUAGAACUGAGACUUUUGUCCUGGUUAGUUCACGUGUAUUGAAGUUGUUAACGAGUAAGAAUAAAAUCGUUUCCGUUCAUCUUCGACAAGUCUCCGAGGAGGUAAUUAUUUCACACGUGUGCUGCAUUAAUAAUAUCGCAGGCUGUGGCAGAGCCUUCCAGCAAAUGAAGGCGGCUGGCAUUGUCGUCUGACGAGAGCAGAACGCCCUGCGGAAGGCAAGCAACAAAUCAAGGCCGUAAUAUAUAUUGGGGGGCACACAUCCCCCCCAAUAUUCAAAUAUGCUCAAAAUGUCCCCCCCAAUAUAUUGCUAUGAAAAUUUUUUGCUAUUUCAUGUAGAUCAAAAAAACAAUUUGCUAAACCUUGGCCACAAUAUCUGGACUUGUCUUCAUAUAAAUCAAUGCAUAGA
Molecule: messenger RNA, 6443 nt
Organism: Petromyzon marinus (sea lamprey)
Lineage: Eukaryota; Metazoa; Chordata; Hyperoartia; Petromyzontiformes; Petromyzontidae
Source: RefSeq, a predicted model, not a curated record